This is a messenger RNA of Hypanus sabinus (Atlantic stingray), 2125 nucleotides long. Its product is annotated as E3 ubiquitin-protein ligase TRIM39-like. Gene Ontology annotation, molecular function: protein binding. The transcript has 5 exons. The record is from RefSeq and is a predicted model, not a curated record. The coding region runs from base 1110 to 1913 and encodes 267 amino acids. Lineage: Eukaryota; Metazoa; Chordata; Chondrichthyes; Myliobatiformes; Dasyatidae.
CAGGGGAUCAGCAGCUCCCCGAAAGUGAAAGCAUUCUGAAUCAGGAAGUGGCGAGAGUUAUGGCUUCGAAAGGACUGGUCGAGAGUUGGACCGAGGAGGUAAUUUGUCCCGUUUGCCUGGAUUUCUUCACCGAUCCGGUUAUACUGGAGUGUGGACACAACUUCUGUCGCUGUUGUAUCACACGUUGUUGGGAAAGGGAGGAGAGAAACUCCUGCCCGGAAUGCAGAGAGGUGUUUGCUGACCGCACCCUCAGGGUGAAUCGGGCCUUAGCAAAUCUGGCUGAAAAAGCUCGAAAUAUAUACCUGAAUCCGAAAGGGAAGGAAAAUAAACUUCACUGCGAGGAACAUGAGGAAGAACUGAAGCUGUUUUGUGAAACGGAAAAAACACUGAUCUGUGUGAUAAGUUGAGACACGCAAGAACACAGAGAACACCGUUUCAUGCCGAUUAAAGAAGCUGUUAAAAUCUACAAGGAUCAGCUAAAAUCUUCCUUAGACUCUCUCACAAAAAAGAAAUCAGACUUCCAGGAAAAGGAGCAGCAACAGAAAGAGAAGAUUUCCGGAGUUCGGGUGAGGCUUCCUGAGCGGAAUUUCUGAUAUUACUGUCGAGUUUUGCUCCAUUUAAUGCAGAAUAGCAGAGUAUCGCAGCUCCAGUGACCUGGGUUCGAUCCUGACCUCUGCUGCUGUCUGUGUGGAGUCUGCAUGCUCUCCCUGUGGCCAUGACAGUUUCAGACACAUUCCAAGGACCUGUUGGAUGAAUGGUUAAUUAUAAUUAACCCUGUGAAGGUGGGAGAGGGUGUAUGUGAAUCAGAUGGGAGUUAAUCGGUCAAUGUGGGAGAAUAGGUUUCAGGAAGGCGUGAGGGAAUGGGGUUGACGGGAAUGUCUCUGAAGUAGUAUGGACCCCAAUGGACCGAAUGGUCACCUUAAUGUCAUAAGGAAAUAGAACACAGCAAUGCAGUAAACUAAUCUUCACCUUUCAUUCGACAGAAACAGUCACACAGCGUUCAGUCCCACAUCACAUCCCAGUUUGCUGAACUGCGACAGACUAUCACUGAGAAAGAGCAGAGCUUACUCAGGGAUCUCAGGGAAGAAGAGAAGAGGAUUCUCAACCUAAUGGAGAAAAAUCUUCGGGAGAUUCAAGAGAAUAUAAGGAUUAUUCAGGAGAAAAUAUCAAAUUUUCUGCAACAGAUGGAUCAGAAAGAUGGUGUAUUAUUUCUCAAGGAGGAGGUUCGACAAAACAGGAGAAUCAGUGAUGAUGUCCAGGAAUUGUCAGUGAGAGAUGAGACCCUGCCGGUUGAAAAAUUCUAUCAUCCCUAUUUGUUGAACACAGUGCUGAGAGAAACACUUGAUGCUAUUAACCGAGUCUCUGUCACCCUGGAAGUGGAAACGGCGCAUCCGUGGCUCGAGGUGUCUGAGGAUCGGAAGAGUGUGAGAUUGACCCGGACCUGGAGGGAUCUCCCUGACACAGGGAAGAGAUUCACAGACCGGGCUUGUGUGCUGGGAUCGGAGGGAUUCACAUCGGGGAGACAUUACUGGGAGGUGGAGGUGACGGGGAUUCGUGUCUGGUGUCUGGGGGUCGCCGCAGAAUCUGUGGAGAGGAAGAGAUGGUGCAGACUGAGUCCGGAGACCGGAUUCUGGGUCAUCGGGCGGUUUGGUGACGUGUUACAUCGGGAUUAUGACGUGUUCGGUGGUUCCCCCUCCCCCGAGUCCCGUCUCGCUGCCGGUCCCAUCCCCGGGAGGGUGGGAGUUUAUCUCAGUUACGAGUCCAGGACAGUUUCAUUUUACAACGCGGAGACCAAGUCCCAUCUCCACACCUUCACUGGGAAUAAAUUCACGGGGAAACUUUAUCCUUUCUUCCGGACUGGGAAUGUAAACCAGUGGCUGAGAAUCUGCUCCGGUUCCGCUCCGGGUCUGUAAACAGGUCGGGUCCUGGGACCGGCGUCAGGAGUAAAGACCCUGUAAAUAUAAAUGUGCGGGGAAUGCAGCUAAAUACGUGGCUAAGGAGAUGGUGCAGGGGAGAGGGCUUCAUGUUUCAGGACAAUUGGGCUUUGUUCCCGGGAAGGUGUGGCCUGUUCCGACGGGACGGUUUGCCCCUGAACUGGAGUGGGACUAACAUCCUUGCGGGUAGA